AUGAAUCGGCGGCAUACGUACGUACCUCCUCACUUUGCGGCCGAACCUAGCACAGCGGCGAGCAGUCCAUAUGGCAGCCUGCCAUCCUGUCGUGGCGUUUCAAACAUCUUCGUCCUGGCCCGGGCGCUAGGGCUCGCCCUCGCCAUGGGCGUGGCACCGACCACAGCUCGCCCUCGGCCUUUUCUUGUGUCCGACCAUCUGCACGUGUUGCCGCCUCCUCUCACCCAGGCCAUGACUCUUUUACGUGUCGAUAACAGCUUCUUUGUACUGUACGUCCGAGCUUUUACAUGUAAAGGGCCUCUGUCAAGCAUCUGCCUUGACCCCUUGCGUCCAGCCAUCGGCCCGACCAUCGUCUCCCACGACUCAGCGUCAACGACGAGAAAAAUCGAACCUCUCUCGCAUGGCCCCUGCAUUGGCCUCGCUGGGGUCCAGAUGCCCCCCUCGCGGGUGGCUGGCAUGGCUGGCAUGAUACGUAGUGCCGGCCCCCAGCGUGGCGCCGUGGCGGCUAUCUGCCGUGGACCAACAUGCAGCCAGGCAGCCCAUGCAUCCAUCACCGGCAUUGUAGAUGACCUGUCGCUUGGCACGCUGCUCAGCUUCUCGUCCGGUUGCCCUGAUUACGUGACCAUAGCUCUGCUCAGCUCUGAAGCCGACCGGUGUUGGUUCAAGCCAAGCAUUUUGUCUAAUUCAAUCGCUAAUGGUCGUCCACUCGUGUCACUAUAUACCUCAUAUCUUAUUGGCACCCACAAUCCACCAAACAUCCUUCCAAACGCAAGCUCGCAAGCACUCGCUUCACUCUUUUCCGAGCACAUCAAAGAUCGUCCCUUCAUCCCUCAGCCAAGUCAUGUCAUGCUCGGUAGCACGGCUGUGGCUGGCAACGCGUAUCGAGGCCAAUCACAGACACCUCACUUGUAA
Purpureocillium lilacinum is the source of this 912-nucleotide messenger RNA. Lineage: Eukaryota; Fungi; Ascomycota; Sordariomycetes; Hypocreales; Ophiocordycipitaceae. The record is from RefSeq and is a predicted model, not a curated record.